This is a messenger RNA of Cryptococcus deneoformans JEC21, 831 nucleotides long. Its product is annotated as nonhistone protein 6, putative. The transcript has 5 exons. Bases 99 to 449 code for a protein of 116 amino acids. The record is from RefSeq and is a predicted model, not a curated record. Lineage: Eukaryota; Fungi; Basidiomycota; Tremellomycetes; Tremellales; Cryptococcaceae.
UCACCAUACAAUCCUUUUCCCAGCCAACGUCUCAUAACCAGCAUUCCUCAUACAAACUACCUGCCCGCAUAGACAACCACGCAUAUAUCUCAUACACAAUGCCCAAGGUUUCUACCAAAGACUCCAAGAAAUCCACCGCUUCCGACGCUAAGAAGCGCACCAAGAAGGACCCUAACAAGCCCAAGCGUGCUCUUUCCGCCUACAUGUUCUUCGUCCAGGACUACCGAGAACGUAUCAAGACCGAGAACCCCGAGGCUACUUUCGGUGAUGUCGGCAAGCUUUUGGGUAUCAAGUGGAGGGAGAUGAACGAGAACGAGAAGAAGCCCUACGAAGCCAAGGCCAAGGCUGACAAGGAGCGUGCUGACCGAGAGAACGCCGACUACAAGGCCGAGGGAAAGGCUUCUAAGAAGGCGGCCAAGGCUGAUGAGGAGAGCGACGACGACGAGUAAAACUGCUUUUCCAGUUGUCGACCGUUUACCUUUCUUUGUCUGCCGGUGCUCUCUGUCUAUAGUUGUCCUUGCUGUAAAUAUUUAAAUCUCUCUUUUCCAACCUUUGUUUCGUCUUUUCGUCUUACAGAGGAGGUCGUUGAGGGCUUUAUUUUCGUUCUCUUUCUCUUCGCCCGUUAUUUCGGUUGUUUGAUAAAUUUGAAACGCUGUUCUUUCGUUAUUUCGAUUAUUUAUUCUUCCUGUUUGCGUGUACGAGUACCGGUGCAUUUUCGAAUGAAAUCCGCCAGCGUCUCAUCGGUUCACAGGUGAUAUUACUUAUUUGCUUUCGUUUUGCUCUUUCGCCUUCUUAUUCGAUGGAUGAUGAACAUGCAGAGAUGUGUUAGCU